Molecule: messenger RNA, 1698 nt
Organism: Penicillium olsonii
Lineage: Eukaryota; Fungi; Ascomycota; Eurotiomycetes; Eurotiales; Aspergillaceae
Source: the annotation of a GenBank genome assembly
AUGGCAGCUCCACUUCCGCUCGACCUGUCACACCACUUGUCCUAUGCGACGAGGAACAAGAAACCCAGCAGCGUGAAGAGUUUCUAUAAAUAUUUCCAGAUCCCUGGAAUUGCUAAUUUUGCCGGAGGGUUGCCACAUGCAUCCUAUUUCCCCUACGAUACCCUCGAAGCCAAAGUCGCCUUACCGGAGCGACUGGAAAGCAAGGAGGCGUCCUCAAAACGGGUCUCCGUUCCAAAAGAGAGCAAGACGAAAGACGUCCAACGGAAGAUCGACUUGACGACAGCGCUCCAAUAUGGCACCGCCGAAGGAUACCCGCCCCUAAACGCGUUCCUGCGCUCGUUUGCACGAGACCACCUUCACCCCAACGUGCCUUAUGCCGGUGGCCCGGAAGUCAUCUUGACGUGUGGAUCCACGGAUGGCUUCUCAAAGGCAGUGGAAGCCUUUACGAAUAUCUGGAAUCCCGACCGGGACUGGAUCCAACAGCGGGAGGGCGUGCUGUGUGAGGAAUUUACAUACAUGAAUGCCAUCCAAACAGUGCAGCCUCGCGGGUUAAACGUGGCUACCGUGGCGAUGGACGGACAGGGUAUGCUGGCCAGCGGCGAAGGGGGGCUGCAGCAUGUGCUGGAGAAUUGGGACUUCCGACGGGGGCGACGGCCUCAUUUGAUGUAUACUGUUCCCACCGGCCAAAACCCCACCGGUGGAACGCUUUCGCUCGAGCGCCGAAAGGAGAUAUACGCUCUCUGCCAGAAGUAUGAUGUGAUCAUCAUUGAAGACGAGCCGUACUGGAAUCUGCAGUUUCCGUCUGCUUAUUCAAGUACGGUGCAUCACCGUGGCUCAUGCGAGGCCAAUCUUUACAACCGGAAUUAUAAUGCGGAGGGCAAGUCAUCAGGCUAUGCCUACUUGGACUCACUCGUCCCCUCAUAUCUAUCGAUCGAUGUUGAGGGCCGAGUCGUGCGACUAGAUACCUUCUCUAAGACCAUCGCACCUGGGAGUCGUCUCGGCUGGGUAACCGCCCAGCCAGCGAUCAUCGAGCGCUUGACUCGCAUCACGGAGGUGACGAGCCAACAGCCAUCUGGUUUUGUUCAGUCUUUAGUUGCCGAGAUGAUUUUCGGCCCGGAUGACGAUCAGGCUAAAUCGUCCAAACAGAUUGCUUCGGGCUGGCACAUGGACGGGUGGGUGCGGUGGCUGGAGGGUCUCCGCGCUCGCUAUGAAGGGCGCAUGCAGGACAUGUGCACGAUUCUGGAAGAGAACAAAUAUCUUUAUCAUGAAGCCAGUGAGGCUGAUGUCGAUGCCUGGGAGGUGGUGGACCGAGUGCAGAUGUAUGACUUUGUCUGGCCGAUGGGUGGUAUGUUCACGUGGAUAGAUGUCCAUUUCGAUACACACCCCUUGCGUUCACAGUACUCCCCCGAGCGCCUUUCCCAGGCCUUUUGGAUCCAUCUGACCCAGAAGCCCCAUUUGUGUCUGGUGGGCCCUGGGAGUAUGUUCGCCCCGACACCGAUGUCUGCCAAGAAAGCUCACAGGUACAUCCGGGUGGCAUUUGCCCCCAUGGAAUCUGACGAGGUGGCGCCUUUUACCCGGCGAUUGACUGAAGGGUUCCGCUCGUUCUGGCAGCGGAAGAACUUGGAUGGGCUGAGUGGCGAAGGAGCACAGGGAUAUGAUUUGCAACCAGGUGUCAACCUUCUAGGGAACGGCUGCUGA